Messenger RNA from Polyodon spathula (Mississippi paddlefish), 1605 nucleotides. Its product is annotated as transforming acidic coiled-coil-containing protein 3-like. Bases 484 to 1386 code for a protein of 300 amino acids. Lineage: Eukaryota; Metazoa; Chordata; Actinopteri; Acipenseriformes; Polyodontidae. The transcript is spliced from 2 exons. The record is from RefSeq and is a predicted model, not a curated record.
UUAAAAACAAAAACAAAAACAAAUAAAAACAUUCAAGCGUUUUCAUGUUUUAUUUGCGUUAUGCUUCUAAUAUAUUUACAAAACAAGUACAAAUGAUUAGCCAACUUGCACAAACCGUGCAGCAACAACCCGACAAAUAAACUAUAACAGUACAUUACAUAAAUAUCAUAUACACGCAUAUCACCUACAAGCAGAGCUUCACAUAACAGGAACGCAUGCGGACCAAUAAAGAACAUCGCGGACUGUUCUUAGACGCGAAUGUGUACCGUCUGCAUAUUUUUAACAUAAAGCAUUUUUAAAUAAAGGCAGGGCGGGUGCUCGCGGACAGAAGGUGCGCUAUACGUGCGUAACGUAUGGAUUAUUACAGGACAAGGGGUCUCAGGGCUUUGUCAGCGAUCUCCGUGAAUCUCGUAAUUAAAUGAAUUCUAAGGGCGACUUGUCAUGCAGUCUCCAUAAGAGAUCAGGGGUUGUAAAUUUAAGGUUAUGUCUUUAGUCCAUGAAGGUUUUGGGGCUCAUCGUCUGAACACCCCCCUUCCUCAACCCCUAGGAAAAGUGGUGCUCCCUCCAGUCCAGAGCAGGUUUGAGGCACAGAGACAGAAAUCCUCCGUCCCCGCUAUUAGAGAAGUGGUGCUUCCUCCAGUCCAGAGCAGGUUUGCGGCACAGAGACAGAAAUCCUCCGUCCCCGCUAUUAGAGAAGUGGUGCUUCCUCCAGUCCAGAGCAGGUUUGCGGCACAGAGACAGAAAUCCUCCGUCCCCGCUAUUAGAGAAGUGGUGCUUCCUCCAGUCCAGAGCAGGUUUGCGGCACAGAGACAGAAAUCCUCCGUCCCCGCUAUUAGAGAAGUGGUGCUUCCUCCAGUCCAGAGCAGGUUUGAGGCACAGAGACAGAAAUCAUCCGUCCCCGCUAUUAGAGAAUCGGUGCUUCCUCCAGUCCAGAGCAGGUUUGCGGCACAGAGACAGAAAUCCUCCGUCCCCGCUAUUAGAGAAGUGGUGCUCCCUCCAGUCCAGAGCAGGUUUGAGGCACAGAGACAGAAAUCCUCCGUCCCCGCUAUUAGAGAAGUGGUGCUCCCUCCAGUCCAGAGCAGGUUUGAGGCACAGAGACAGAAAUCCUCCGUCCCCGCUAUUAGAGAAGUGGUGCUUCCUCCAGUCCAGAGCAGGUUUGAGGCACAGAGACAGAAGUCCUCCGUCCCCGCUAUUAGAGAAGUGGUGCUCCCUCCAGUCCAGAGCAGGUUUGAGGCACAGAGACAGAAAUCCUCCGUCCCCGCUAUUAGAGAAGUGGUGCUCCCUCCAGUCCAAAGCAGGUUUGAGGCACAGAGACAGAAAUCCUCCGUCCCCGCUAUUAGAGAAGUGGUGCUCCCUCCAGUCCAGAGCAGGUUUGAGGCAUUGUGACUGCUCUCUCACUCCUUAAAAGAAAGCAUGGUUAUCUUGCAUAGGACAACAACUAAGCACUCAAAACCUAGCGUUUUCUUUUGGAACAGAGAAUGCAUGCCCAUUUUUUUCAAGUGUUCCCCAUAAAUGCUUGUAUUGAUGUAAAAAACUAACAAAAGACAAAAAAACAGGAUUCCAGCACCACCAUCAAUUUUGACAAGAAAAAAAAAAGUCGCAAGU